Penicillium waksmanii is the source of this 1404-nucleotide messenger RNA. RefSeq lists its product as uncharacterized. The transcript has 2 exons. Bases 1 to 1404 code for a protein of 467 amino acids. Gene Ontology annotation, biological process: transmembrane transport. Lineage: Eukaryota; Fungi; Ascomycota; Eurotiomycetes; Eurotiales; Aspergillaceae. Gene Ontology annotation, molecular function: transmembrane transporter activity. The record is from RefSeq and is a predicted model, not a curated record.
AUGGGUUCAACAACUGCCGAGAAAGAAGUGAGGGAUGUCGCUGCUGAGUCUGUUGACACACAGGUCUCGCAGCAGAGUCGCUGGCGAUCGGUAUACCGAUCCAUUCCUUUCCAGAUCGCCAUCGCUAGUGCUGUUUCCUUCACUGCCCCUGGCAUGUGGGAUGCCUUGAACAAUCUGGGAGCCGGUGGAGCUGCAGAGCCAUAUGCAGUUUCCGGAGCGAACGCUCUGGUCUAUGGUCUUUUCGCAGUCGUUUGUGUCUUGGCUGGAGCUAUUAACAAUCGCAUUGGUCUUCGCUACGGCCUGGCCCUGGGGGCGAUUGGUUAUCCAAUCUAUGGCGGUGGUCUAUAUGCCAACAGCUACUCAUCAACCACUUGGCUGAUGUUCUUCGGAGCUACCCUGUGUGGUAUCUCUGCCGGUUUCUUCUGGGCUGCGGAGGCAGCUAUCAUUAUCGGUUAUCCUAGCCCGAAGGACCGUGCUUUCUACCUUGCUAUCUGGCAGACAGCAAAGGCCGCUGGUCCCAUCGUCGGCGGUGCUAUCAGUCUCGGCCUCAACGCCAAGAACUCCGAUAAAGGCACCGUCAGCACCGGAACCUACAUCGUUUUCAUCGUCAUCAUGUGCCUUGGUCUCCCUAUUUCGCUCUUCCUGAGCCCCGCCGAUAAGGUUCAGCGCAAGGAUCGCACUCUGGUUGUUGUUCACAAGAAGGCCAGCUGGGCUGCCGAGUUCAAGGCCGCUCUUUCGCUCUUCAAGACCCGCCGAGUCCUCCUGCUUUUGCCCGCUUUCUUCAUCAGCUAUUUCUACAACGGCUUCAUGAGCACCUGGGUGACCAGCUACUUCACCGUCCGGGCCCGCGCUUUCAACUCAUUCUUCACCAACUUCGCCGGUGUCGCAUCCUCUUUCAUGAUCGCUGCUCUACUUGACCGGCAAUCAAUUUUCAUCAAGACUCGCGCUCGCAUCGCUUUCAUCUCGAUCGUUGUCGUUCUUACCGGAACUUGGAUCUGGGCAUCAAUUCUCCAGAACCAGUUUUAUGGUAUGCCCGAAGCCCCUCUCUUUGACUGGUUCAAGGGUGGUUUCGGAAAGACCUAUGCCUUGGUAUUCUUCUGGCAGUUCGGAGGACAGGCUUUCCAACAAUUUCUCUACUGGCUGGUUGGACAGUACAGCACCGACAUUUCGUCGCUCUCAUACCACACCGGUAUUCUUCGCGGAAUGGAGGCUCUCGGCCAGACCGUCGCCUGGGCCAUGCAGUCCGAGGGCAAUGCCAACCACUUCGUCAGCAUUGGCUUGAACUUCGGAAUCACUCUUCUGUGCAUCUUCCCCACGUGGCUUGUCCUCUCCGAUUUGGAGCACAGCCACGAGGUGACAGUCACUGCUGAAGACUUGCAAGAUGAUACCACCAAGCCAGUCUAA